UUUUAGAAGCUCCCCCUUGAUUUGAGUGAUUUGAGUUUCAUCCCUUGUUCUUGCUUGAAAGCCUCCUCUUUGGACAUUAAUUUUGAUAUUGCUCCUUGUGAUUUCAUAAGAAGCACACAAUGUGCUUUUUGCCAUUUUAUAUUAAGGAGCUAUCUUCUCUUAGCCUCUCCUUUGUCUUAGGUGUCACUUUAUUCUUUUUCUUGACUAAUUUUGAACAUUUUCUUUUGUAGUAUCCAUUUUUCCUACACUCAAAAUAUAUGAUGUGAUUUUUAUUUUUAACAAUCAAAAUUGUUAUACCUUCUUUACUUGUAGGGGUGACACAUUUUUCUUCAUUUAAUAUGGAGUUCUGAUGUCAAUGAGCUCUCUCCCUCAACUCUUGAGGUGGAUGUUUCUUCGAUUUCCUUCUUUGAUAUUGAAUGUCUCUCAACCUCUGAAUUCUCAUGUACUUGAAACAAAGAGUUUCCAUUCUUGCAUUUUUCGUUACUUUGCAUUGAGGGUGAAUCUUUAUGAAGCUUGGCCAACUUACUUCAUAACUUCUUGGCAUCUUUGUAUUCACCUAUAUUGCACAAAAUAUUAUUAGACAAAAUAUUAACUAGUAAUCUAGUUACCUUAUCACGAGCCUAAGAUUUUUGAACUUGAUCUUCAGUCCAUUUCUUUCUCUUGAGGAGUUUUCCUUUAUUAUCCAUUGGAGCUUCAAAUCCCUCCAUUCGAGCAAACCAUUGCUCUAUGUUCAUCAUCAAAAAGUUCUCCAUCCUUGAUUUUCAAAGACCAAAGCUUUCCGUUCUAAACGAUGGAGGUAAUUGGAUGUCAAAUUCGAAUCUAUCUCGGGGAUCUAUUUGCAUACUUGAGCUCCUUUGAGGAUUUGUCCAAUGACUUGUUGAUAUUGAAGUGCUUCAAGAAUAUAGCUUCUUCUUCUUCCACUAGCUCUUUGUUCCUUCUGGCAAUUAGUCUAAUGAAGAGUAGUCUUUCUCUGAUACCAUUUGUUGGGAUACGUAUAAGCUAGAGGGGGAGGGGUUAAUAGCUUCAAUCAUUUCUUUUUGUUCCUUUGUACUCGUCGUCAAAUACACAACGGAUAUUCAAUGUUGGUGCAAUCUUGCUCUAGGCAUUGUUUACUUUUUGAUGUUUGGUUAAAUAAGUUUAAGUUAAGCAAGUUUGGCUAAAAUAAAUGUUGAGGAAGCAGGUACAAAGGAAAGUCCAAGUAUGAAGACUUGGCAAGGAAAGUCCAAGAAGAUAGUCUUGGUGGAUGAAGCCCUAGAGCGUGGCUCUUGGUGAUGAAGUCCAGUAGGUGUGGCCUCUUGGCAAAAGAAGACUUAGCAUGAUGAAGCCACAGGAAGCACUUGAAGGCAAGCACAAGAAUGGGGAGUCAUGGGCUCGGAAGCAUCCUAAGGGCAUUAGACUGAUGGAAGAUGUUUGAAGGUAUAAGUCUAGGCUAAGGGGUUGUUUCAAGUAUGAAAGAUUAUGUUUGAAUUGCUGCUCUCUCACAUUAAGAAGUAUCAGUCGACUAGUACUCACACCAGUCAACUGAUACCCAAUUCUAAAAUGAACAAAGAGUUGCAACAUACUACCAGUCGACUGGUACAUAUACUAGUCGAUUGGUAUAAUGUCGUUGGGCUGAUGACACCGAAUUCUCGCACAUUUUGUAAAGAACAGUAGUCAUUACUUGUUACCACUCGACUGAUCCAUAUAUCAGUCGACUGGUGAUCAAGGUUUUCAACUUUAAAUAUAAAAUGCUUGAGAGCUUGGAGAGAAGACAUUUAUUCAUACAAAAACAUUGUUAAGCUCUCUAAGUGAUCUCCAAGCUUGCACAACUCUCAAUCUCUUCCUCCUAAGUUCAUCCUCCAUCUUAUAAGAGGAAGAGAUCAUCUUAUAAAGGUUUCUCCACCUUUGUACUUGAUUUGAGAAGGAGAAGAUCAUAGUGAAGUUUGAUUGUGUGUGUACGUGCCUUGGAUCAGUCAUCUCAAGGAGGUGGAGACCAAGUAAAUCGAGGAGUUAGCAUUACCUUCUCAUUACUUCGUUAUUUCAUUUCCAUUGGUUUUACUUCUGCUAACAAUUUGUAGGUAGAAAUCAAAGAAAAGUUAUUCACCCCCUUCUAGCCAGAUGCAAAGGUUCUAACAAGUGAUAUCAAAGCCCGGAUCGUCUCGGAAGAACUCACCGUCAACCGAAACAUCAAAAUGACAUUUCAAGAGGGAUAUAAUACUGCUCGACCACCUUUCUUUGAUGGCAAUGAUUUCACAUAUUGGAAAGGUAGGAUGGAGUAUUAAUUAAUGAAUGAUAUUGAAAAUUGGUUUAGUAUUGUAGAUGGAUUUGAAAAACUAAAGGAUGAGUUUGGAGUACCUCUUCCAACCAAGGAUUGGACAAAAGAGAUGUUAAAGAAGGCUCAAGCAAACGCAAAGGUCACAACAACCCUACAAUGUGGACUCUCUAAGGAGAAAUUAAACAAACUAGGAUCAUUCAACUCCACCAAAGAGGUUUGGGAAAAGCUCAUUGAGUUAAAUGAAGGAUCGAGCGAAUCAAGAAGAGGCAAGAAAGAUCUAUUGGUAGGCUAACUUCAAAUUUUCACCAUGAGGACCAAUGAGACCGUGAGUCAAAUGCAUAGUAGAUUCAAGGAGAUAGCAAAUGUGUUUCAUGUAAUAGGUAAGAAAAUUGACAACCAGGAUCUAGUAAGGUAUGUUCUUCAAUCCUUCAUAGAACUACCUUAUAGGCAUCAAAAGUUGAUGCAUAUAAGGUUUCUAGAGAUCUCUCCUUAGUUAAGAUUGAUGAAUUAUUUUGUGAAUUUAAACUUCAUGAACAAGCUAAUAUGUCUUCAAAAGAGAAUAGUAUAACUCUCAUUGUAGAGAAGAAAGAGAAGAAGAAGAAGAAAGAAAAGAAGGAGCAAUUCUCAUCAUCUAAAUCCGAACAAGAGUCAUCGGAUAGCGAUGAAGAAAUGUCGGCUAGUGAAGUGACUCAUUAUGUUAAGAAGCUAAUGGGAAUAACAAGGAGAUUCACAAGGAAGGCUGUGAAGAAGAUGUUUCAACUUUCAAAAGGUAAAAGCAGUCAAAGUUCAAGCUUUAACACUAAUAUCAUUUGUUAUGGAUGCAACAAGAAAGAACACAUCAAGCUAAAUUGCUUAGAAUUGAAGAAGAAAGAAGAAAAGGAGAAGAAAAAGAAGGAGAAAAAUAAGGAGGAGGCCAUAGUGGCCCAAGCUACAUGGGACACACCAAGCAUUGACUCAUCGGAUGAAGAUGAGCUAUGACAUGUCACUUGAUACAUGACAUUUAUGACUCUUGAAAAUGACAAGGAAGCUUCAAGUGAGGAGGAAGCUUCAAGUGAAGAGGGAUCAAGUGAUAAAUCGUUAUCUAGUGAUGAUGAGGUAUAAGAAAAGAAGGAUUCAAACAUGUGGAUUGUGGAUAACGGUUGCUCAAUACAUAUGACCGGUGAUAUGAGCAAGUUCUCCACAAUUAACUACAUAAAGAAAGAAAUGGUAUCAUUUGGAAAUAGUGGGAACCUCAAGAUUAUAGGUAGAAGUACCAUUGAGGUAUCACAUACAAUCACCAUUCAUAAAGUACUUCUAGUUAAGAAUAUGGAAUUCAAUUUGCUUAGUAUUAGCCAAUUGUGUGAUACUGGAUAUAAUGUAGAGUUUCACUCAAAUAAAUAUUUGGUUAAAUAUAAUAGCUUGAAAAAUGUUAUGUUGGAAGGGUAUAGGAAAACAAACUUUUAUUAUGUCAAUCUUUUCUAUGCUUCUAAUAUUUCUACUAAGUGUGUCAUAUCAAAAGAAGAAGAAGGAUGGUUAUGGCAUAAAGACUUGAAUAUAUCAACAUGAAGAACAUAGCCAAGGUAGCCAAAAUGAAGUUGAUGAAAGGACUACUAAAGGUCAAAUAUGUCAAGAACAAGAUGUGUGAUGCCUGCCAAGAGGGCAAGCAAUCUAAGUCAUCACACAAAGGGGAUGUGUCUACUAACCUUGGCGGUGUCACUGCCGGCGCUCAAACCGCCGCCGUGCGGCCGCAACACGGCCGAUCCUUCUUGCUCCGCCAAGGCAACGCCGCUGCAUCUCGGAGUCUUCUUCUGCGCGCUCUACAUUAUCGCCGUCGGCACCGGCGGCACCAAGCCCAACAUCUCCACCAUCGGCGCAGACCAGUUCGAUGAGUUCCAUCCCCGCGAGCGCGCCCACAAGCUCUCCUUCUUCAACUGGUGGAUGUUCAGCAUCUUCUUCGGCACCCUCUUCGCCAACACCGUCCUCGUGUUCAUCCAGGACAACGUCGGAUGGACGCUCGGCUACGCUCUCCCCACCCUCGGUCUCGCCGUCUCCAUCUCCGUCUUUAUCGCCGGCACCCCCUUCUACCGCCACAGGAUCCCCGUCGGCAGCCCCUUCACCAAGAUGGCCAGGGUCCUGGUAGCCGCCGCCCGGAAGUGCACCGUACGGUCGCCCGGCGACCCCAGGGAGCUGCAUGAGCUCGAUCUCAACGCGUAUACGGAGCCCGGCAAAUAUCGCAUCGAUUCCACGCCAACUUUGAGAGUUCUGAAUAAAGCGGCGGUGAAGACCGGUCCGUCGAAUCCAUGGGCGCUUUGCACGGUGACACAAGUGGAAGAGACGAAGCAGAUGCUGCGCAUGAUCCCCGUCCUCAUUACCACCUUCGUCCCCAGCACAAUCAACGCCCAAAUCAACACCCUGUUCGUGAAGCAGGGCACCACCCUUGACCGUCACAUCGGCCCCAACUUCAAAAUCCCCCCGGCGAGCCUCGUCGCCUUCGUCACGCUCUCCAUGCUGGUCAGCGUCGUCCUCUACGACCGAUACUUCGUCCCGUUCAUGCGUGGGCUCACCGGGAACCCCCGCGGUAUCUCGCUGCUGCAGCGCAUGGGCACGGGGAUGGCGAUCCACAUCGUGAUCAUGUCGGUGGCGUCGCUGACGGAGCGACGGCGACUGGCUGCGGCGCGGGAGAACGGCCUAGUGGAGAGCGGCGCUGGAGUGCCGCUCACCAUCUUCAUCCUGCUACCGCAGUUCGCGCUGAUGGGGGUGGCGGACGCAUUCCUGGAGGUGGCCAAGCUGGAGUUUUUCUACGACCAGGCCCCGGAGGGGAUGAAGAGCCUGGGGACGUCCUACGCCAUGACCAGCCUCGGCAUCGGCAACUUCCUCAGCAGCUUCCUGCUUUCCACCGUGGAACGCAUCACCAGGCAGCGCGGGCACGGCUGGAUACUGAACAACUUGAACGCCUCGCACCUCGAUUACUACUACGCCUUCUUCGUCGUGCUCGAUUUCCUCAACUUCGCCUUGUUUUGCCUGGUUAGCCGGUUCUACGUUUACAGGGCAGAGACGCAACAGGAGGAGGAUGCAUGAUGAGGGCCAAGGAUGCAUUGAUAUAAAACUUUUCCGUCAAUGGUUAAGAUCAGUGUGGCGCCGGGAGGAGUUUGGAGAAUUAAGUCCCUCUUCAUCAUAAGUAUUACCUCUGCUCAUCAUCAGAAUGAAGAGCCUAGACUUUAGACUUAUUUUGUCAAGUUCUUGAAAGGCGUGUAAUGCGUCCAACAUCCUCUUCCUCGUUGGCCAACCUGUGUGGACUAGCACGUACGUCGUUCCGAUCAAAUACAUUAGAUGGUCUAGCCAUAGUCAACUAACGUACUGCCCCAUGUACUUUUCAAAGAUCACUAGUGAAGGAGAUAAAAUGACCUAAAAGACACUUUAAAAUAGGAUUAGAUUGGUAUCGAAAAGAUCCUAAUAGGCUACCUCGACACAUAAAUUAGAUUUUACUUGAAGUAGUAUACUGAAGAAGAAGAUAAUGGAGAUGAAGAAAAAGAAGAUAUGGUGGAAUUGUAAAGCGUUCAACUCCUUUGCAUUUACUUUCUUUAGGAUUUAUAUAACUCUUAGAAAAGUAUCUUCAUAUCAUAUGCUUUAGAUGUCGCACGUUUUUCCAUUAUCAUUGUAUACAUUUAUGAGGGAUCCAAAUCUUCCAUUAUCAUUCUCUUA
This is a messenger RNA of Zingiber officinale, 5935 nucleotides long. RefSeq names its product protein NRT1/ PTR FAMILY 5.2-like. The record is from RefSeq and is a predicted model, not a curated record. Gene Ontology annotation, biological process: dipeptide transport; transmembrane transport. Gene Ontology annotation, molecular function: dipeptide transmembrane transporter activity; tripeptide transmembrane transporter activity. Gene Ontology annotation, cellular component: membrane. Bases 3857 to 5311 code for a protein of 484 amino acids. The transcript is spliced from 3 exons. Lineage: Eukaryota; Viridiplantae; Streptophyta; Magnoliopsida; Zingiberales; Zingiberaceae.